CAGUACACGUGCGCAGUAGAUGAAUCAGCAAUUCAUUCCUUGUCACGCAGGACAAAGAUUUUGGGAAAGGAACUGAGUUGUGCAAACCGCGGGAACAAAACUUCUCCGUUUUCACCCGAUAACUGCACAGCCCACGUCCUCUUCCACAUUCUAGGAAGGUUUCACGACUAAGGGGGUAAAGGGAUAUCGAGAUUUAGAGCAAACUUUUGGCCGAAACCCGAAAGAAUUUCGCCAGGGAGGCUUCAUUUUACACGCCUUUUCUACAAUGUAAAUCUAAUACUGGGGUGAAAUUAGCCUUAUGUAUGAUAGAUAAAGAUGUCUACUGAAACCUUCUAUUAUAUAAAAGACAUCAAGCCGGGACUAAAGAACCUGAACGCGAUAUUUAUCGUCCUAGACAUAGGUCGCCCAACCCAAACGAAAGAUGGACACGAGGUUCGCUCGUGUAAAGUCGCGGACAAAACCGGCUCCAUCAACAUUUCCGUCUGGGACGAAGUCGGCGAGUUGCUUCAGUCUGGUGACAUCAUCAAGCUCAGCAAAGGAUAUGCCUCUGUGUGGAAAGGUUGUCUUACCCUGUAUACCGGCAGAGUUGGGGAUCUCAGAAAAAUUGGAGAGUUCUGUAUGGUAUUUUCAGAGGCUCCAAACAUGAGUGACCCAAACCCAGAAUACAUGCAGCAAAAUAAGGGAGAACAGGGAGGGGGAAAUCUAGCCAAUCAGCUUCCAGGACCACCAGCCAAUCAAGGGCCAGGAAACAGUGGCUCUGCACCAAACUUCAACCAAUCAGGAUAUCCAGUACCAGGAAACGGUAACUCGCAGCCAGCGGGCGGAUAUUCCAACGGAUCGCGAAUGCCCGGACCGGGAAUGGGAGGCUACGGACAACGAUAUCCUGGUCCACCGGGCAACGGAUCGCGUCCCUCGAACAAUGGCGGUAACGUUUCGCAUCACGGGAACGGUAGAGAUCCAAGACGUGGCGCGCGAAGAUAGCGGCGCAUAGCUAGGUUACGAAAUCACGUGAAACUCACAAGGCGUUGGUCCAUUGCGGAACUUUUAAUGGAUUUGAUGUUGUAAAGUCACUGUUAGGUAUAUUUUCACAAACGGAGUAUUAAACAUUUAUCAUAACUGCACAGUCUAACCUAUAACUGUCUGUAUAAUAUCAGAACUAAACAGUUUCAUCU
Messenger RNA from Branchiostoma belcheri (Belcher's lancelet), 1172 nucleotides. RefSeq names its product SOSS complex subunit B2-like. Gene Ontology annotation, cellular component: SOSS complex. Gene Ontology annotation, biological process: response to ionizing radiation; double-strand break repair via homologous recombination; mitotic cell cycle checkpoint signaling. The record is from RefSeq and is a predicted model, not a curated record. The transcript is spliced from 6 exons. The coding region runs from base 316 to 981 and encodes 221 amino acids. Gene Ontology annotation, molecular function: DNA binding. Lineage: Eukaryota; Metazoa; Chordata; Leptocardii; Amphioxiformes; Branchiostomatidae.